This is a messenger RNA of Choloepus didactylus (southern two-toed sloth), 2421 nucleotides long. It is a transcript of the gene TTC39C, whose product is annotated as tetratricopeptide repeat domain 39C. The coding region runs from base 631 to 2373 and encodes 580 amino acids. Gene Ontology annotation, molecular function: protein binding. Lineage: Eukaryota; Metazoa; Chordata; Mammalia; Pilosa; Megalonychidae. The record is from RefSeq and is a predicted model, not a curated record. Gene Ontology annotation, biological process: otolith morphogenesis; cilium assembly. The transcript has 14 exons.
GUGGUGAGAGCCGGCUGCGCGGGUUUUCAGGCACUAGUGGCAGAAGCCCCGCGCUCUUUCUGCCGUCCAGAUCGAGUUCCCCGUCGCCUAUUCGAACGCUCCAGCCCUCCCUCCGCGCCCCGCCUACCUGGGCGCCCCCCUGAUUUUCUCCGCACCGCCGGGGCCGCUCCUUCGGGGUGGGCCGAGAGGACGGCUCUGCGGGCCUCCGUGUGUCAAUCCGGCCUCGGGGCGCUGGCGCCGGGCGGCUGGGUCAGGGGCGCGGGGCGGAGACCCGGGCCCGGGGGCGUGCAGAGGCUGCGGAAGCGGGGGCGGCGGCCCCUCCGGGACCGGCUCCGCGGGGUGAGAGACACCCGGAAACGGAUUUAGGUUCGGUGCAAGCGUGAGCCGGUGUCUCGGAGCGAGCGGGCGGCUGCUGAGUAAUUCCUCGCGGCGGCGGCGGGAGACGGCGGGGCCUGGGCGCCCACAUCCUCCGACGCGCUGCUAGCCGGCCAGCUCCACCCUCUCCUCCCCGCUCCGCUCCGGGCAGGUGGAGCCGGGUCGAGGCGCGCGCGGGUGCAGAAGCCCCGGCCGCCCGCCGCAGCAGCUGCCGCCCGAGCCUCGCCGCAGCACCGCGCAGGCCCUCGCGCGCCCAUGGCGGGCUCCGAGCAGCGGCGGCCGCGGCCGCGGGACGACGGAGACGCGGACGCGGCGGCGGCGCCCCUGCAAGACGCGGAGCUGGCCCUGGCCGGCAUCAACAUGCUGCUCAAUAACGGCUUCAGGGAGUCGGACCAGCUUUUCAGACAAUACAGAAACCAUAGCCCAUUAAUGAGUUUUGGAGCCAGCUUUGUCAGUUUUUUGAAUGCCAUGAUGACAUUUGAGGAAGAAAAAAUGCAGUUGGCCUGUGAUGAUUUAAAAACCACCGAAAAGCUGUGUGAAAGUGAAGAGGCUGGGGUGAUUGAAACAAUCAAGAAUAAGAUUAAGAAGAAUGUUGAUGUCCGAAAGUCUGCCCCCUCUAUGGUCGAUCGGCUUCAGAGGCAGAUAAUCAUAGCCGACUGCCAGGUUUACCUGGCUGUGCUUUCCUUUGUAAAACAAGAAUUGUCAGCAUAUAUAAAAGGUGGGUGGAUCCUUAGGAAGGCCUGGAAGAUUUACAAUAAGUGCUAUCUGGACAUCAACGCCCUGCAGGAGCUGUAUCAGAAGAAGCUAACUGAAGAGCCCUUCACUUCUGAUGCUGCAAAUGAUAAUCAUGUUGUAGCUGAAGGGGUGUCUGAGGAGUCUCUAAACAGACUGAAAGGUGCUGUUAGCUUUGGAUAUGGCCUUUUUCACCUUUGCAUAUCCAUGGUGCCCCCAAACCUGCUCAAAAUCAUCAACCUGCUGGGUUUUCCUGGAGACCGCCGGCAGGGGCUUUCUUCACUGAUGUAUGCAAGCGAAAGUAAGGACAUGAAGGCCCCUUUAGCUACAUUAGCUCUCCUCUGGUAUCAUACUGUCGUCCGCCCGUUUUUCGCCUUGGAUGGCAGUGAUAACAAGGCAGGCCUGGAUGAAGCGAAGGAAAUUCUUCUCAAAAAGGAAGCUGCUUAUCCAAAUUCUUCCCUCUUUAUGUUUUUCAAGGGACGAAUACAACGAUUAGAGUGUCAAAUCAACAGUGCCUUGACUUCUUUCCACACUGCUUUGGAGCUUGCAAUAGAUCAGAGAGAAAUUCAGCAUGUCUGUCUGUACGAAAUUGGUUGGUGCAGCAUGAUAGAGCUGAAUUUCAAGGAUGCGUUUGAUUCCUUUGAGCGGCUAAAAAAUGAAUCUAGGUGGUCUCAGUGCUAUUACGCCUAUUUAACUGCAGUAUGCCAGGGAGCCACUGGUGAUGUGGAUGGGGCACAGAUUGUCUUUAAAGAAGUUCAGAAACUCUUCAAAAGGAAAAACAAUCAGAUUGAACAGUUCUCAGUGAAAAAGGCAGAGAGAUUUCGGAAACAAACACCUUCCAAAGUGCUCUGUGUGCUGGCCUCCAUUGAAGUCCUGUACUUGUGGAAAGCCCUUCCAAACUGCUCCUUUCCCAACCUGCAGAGGAUGAGUCAAGCUUGCCAUGAAGUGGAUGAUUCAUCUGUUGUUGGAUUAAAGUAUUUGCUUCUUGGUGCCAUACACAAAUGUCUAGGAAACUCAGAAGAUGCUGUUCAGUUCUUUCAUCGAGCUGUUAAAGAUGAAUUGUGUCGUCAGCAUAACUUGUACGUUCAGCCAUAUGCUUGCUAUGAACUUGGCUGUCUUCUCUUAGACAAACCAGAGACUGUAGCAAGGGGCAGAACUCUACUUCUACAAGCAAAGGAGGAUUUCUCUGGCUAUGAUUUUGAAAACAGACUGCACGUGCGCAUCCAUGCUGCUCUGGCGUCCUUGAGGGAACUGGUUCCUCAGUGACAGACCCAGAAGGCCCGCUCUGGCCUCCCCUCCCAGGUCCUGCACUUU